AUGAACGUUCUUCCCCGCGUGGGAACUGAGCCCACUGCCCUUGUUGCUUCAAGCUCACUUGAGCAGUUUCCUUCCUCUAGCCUCCUUGCCAGGCCGGUUUCCCUACGGAGACUCAAAGUGGGUCAGGGAAGGACAGUUCUUUUCUCUGAAGAAUGUGAUAUAGAAUCAGGGCUACUUUCCCAAUUAGCUGAUCUAAAGCACGGGCUUGCUUCAUUUGAUCUUUCCCAUCCCAAGAGAGAAGUGGUUGAACGCUUCUCCCUUUCAUUGGCUUCCACCGGCCUGAACUGUCCUAGUCUGAACUCUUUCACCUCGUCAACUCGGACUCGGGCAAGCGGGUUCACUCGUAUCCUCGCCAAUUCACAUCCUCUUCUCUUGGUCUUCGAGUGCUGGGAGAAAUCCCUAUCUUCUCUCGCUCGAUUGGGCGCUACUUGCCUAUUGACAGAAGUCAUCUCCGAAAAAGUGUUCGUGCUCAACUCGCUUUGUUUGUUGAUGUCACAAGGGCUGGAAGAGGAAUUGCCCGAUUCGAUGUUGGAGCUGCUACGCUUCCUUACCUUACCAAUGAAGCCUGAGAUUAGAGUCGGAAUCGGUGAAGCUUCUUUCCGCUCCCCUUGA
This is a messenger RNA of Striga asiatica, 612 nucleotides long. NCBI's taxonomy places the organism in Eukaryota, Viridiplantae, Streptophyta, Magnoliopsida, Lamiales, Orobanchaceae. The record is from the annotation of a GenBank genome assembly.